AUGACUGAUUCAUUUUACCUGCGUUAUUAUGUCGGACACAAAGGGAAGUUUGGGCACGAGUUUCUAGAAUUUGAAUUUCGUCCAGAUGGCAAACUUCGAUAUGCAAAUAAUUCCAAUUACAAGAACGACACGAUGAUUCGCAAGGAGGCUACUGUUAGUAAAGCUGUUAUGGAAGAACUAAAGCGAAUAAUACUCGAGAGUGACAUUAUGAGCGAAGAUGAUUCAAGUUGGCCAGCUCCUGACCGUGUGGGCCGCCAGGAACUUGAAAUUGUUUGUGGCGAGGAACACAUUUCCUUUACGACGUCAAAAAUUGGUUCUCUAGUUGAGAUCAACAGCUGCAGGGAUCCAGAGGGUUUGCACACCUUCUACUACUUAGUUCAAGACUUGAAGUGUUUAGUAUUCUCUCUUAUCGGUCUGCAUUUCAAAAUCAAGCCUAUAUAA
Messenger RNA from Rodentolepis nana, 441 nucleotides. The record is from the annotation of a GenBank genome assembly. Lineage: Eukaryota; Metazoa; Platyhelminthes; Cestoda; Cyclophyllidea; Hymenolepididae.